This is a messenger RNA of Caenorhabditis bovis, 1239 nucleotides long. NCBI's taxonomy places the organism in Eukaryota, Metazoa, Nematoda, Chromadorea, Rhabditida, Rhabditidae. The record is from the annotation of a GenBank genome assembly.
AUGGCGACGACGUCCAAUCCACCAAUUAGCACGCAGAAUGGACAGCCGGAAACUAAAGUGGUCGAUGAGAUUCCGAAUGAGCUCAAUGAUCUCUUGCUAAUCGUCGUCAAGAAUUUCUUCUCAAAUGAGCAUUAUUUGGUGGUUUAUUAUAUAAUGCGUGCCGAGUGUAUACGCGAAGAAAAUCUACGAACGCGUUUAAAUUUCGACCAAAAGAUGCUGCGCUCACUUCUAGUGAGCCUCAAGAACGAGAAGCUCGUCAAAGAGCGCCUAUUGUCGCAGAAGAAUGAGAACGGAAGGAAUGUGUCGAUCAUUUUCUAUUUCAUCAACUACCGAGCAGUUUUAAAUGUUGUCAAAUACAAAAUCGAUCAUAUGCGGCAAAAGCUUGAAUCGAGGGAGAAAAAUGACACGAACAAGGCGCAUUACAAAUGCGGCAACUGUAUGAGCACAUAUGACAUGCUCGAAAUCAACGGAAUUCUGGAUUUCGCCACCGGAAGGCUAACAUGUUGGAGGUGUCAUGGCGAAGUGACGCCGGAUGAAAGUGUAGCGCCUUCGAAUUUAACAAGAACCGCUGUUGCUCGAUUCAAUGAGCAAAUGGCACCGCUGUUCUCACGGAUUCAAUCUCUUCAUGGCAUCCAAUUGGCUCCACAUCUUCUCGAGCCGGAUAUUACCAAAUAUCUUGAAGAUGACAAAGCUCGCGAACUUCAACUCCAGCAACAAAUGGACUUCACUUCGAGUGGGCAACGAUUGGGUCUCGGUGGUGUCGCGCAUUCGUACAACAAUAUUGCAUCGAUCAACUACCAUCAUGGGGACCAGAUUACUGUCGAUUUGAACGCCGAUAUCAAUAAGGGUCCUGUCGAAGAGGCGAAACAGGUGCCGACGUGGCUGCAGGAUAAUGCUAUUGGUGGAUCGGAGGAUAAUCACAACGAUCAAAUAUUGUCGAAAUUCAGCGAAAAUGUGCCGGAGACCGACAAUUCUAACAAUAACGCGUUCCUCGAUCUUCUUGCUGCUUGUGAAGGUGGAUCGAAUGACGAACCGGUCGAGCCGGAGCAGAAACGGUCCAAAGUUGGCGAGACGCAAAAUGAGGAAGAUGCAGAAGACGAGGAUGAGGAGGAAAUGGUGUAUGUUGGUGGAAAGCCGAUGCCGCUAAGCGAAGUCACUCCCGAAAUGGUCGAAAGCGAAAUGAGCGAAGAGGAGCGGCAGCAUUACACAGAAAUCGUUCAGAAUAUGCACUUCUUCUAG